Messenger RNA from Blepharisma stoltei, 1492 nucleotides. Lineage: Eukaryota; Ciliophora; Heterotrichea; Heterotrichida; Blepharismidae. The record is from the annotation of a GenBank genome assembly.
AUGUUAGAGACCGGAAGUGAAUACCCUUCAUACAUAAAAGAAAUGAUUUCUGAGCUCCGCAGUUCGGAGUCAGCUGCUUCUAUUUUACAGAAAUAUAAACAAUUCACAGAAGGCGACUUCUUAUUAGCUUUAAUUUACAAGAAUCUGAGCUAUUCUCCGCAUUCAAGAAAAUUUUUGUCGAAUGAAGAAGUCCUGUCCACUAUCCAUAAAGAAUAUCUGACUGACCUCCCUCCCCUUUCUUCUAAUUGAGAAAUACAAAAUGGACUAAGGGAGAUGAAGCCAUAUUAUGACAACCAUAUUAAUUUAUUCUAAAUAGUCUAAAUAUUUAUAAAUGAAAUAUAAGAAAUUUAUAUGAAUUUUUAUUGAAAAACAGAAUAAUUUCCAGUCCAAAUGGAAUUGGUCUUGAUAUUUAUCCUCAAUCGCCUGAAUUUUUUGAAGAGUCAAGCCUAACGACGAUUAGGAAAUAAAAUGGUUACGUUUACGGAAAUUGGGCUACGAGGAGCACUCCCUAUAGAGUAGGUGGACAUUUUCUCCCAUAGGUCUUCCAGUCCCUGCCAGAUGGGGGCUAGGCAGGUUUUGCUUUCAUUGCAGGGAUAUCAGUGCACCCUGCAGGCAGUGACUCUGCCCAAGGGAGUUAAUCUCUUGGACAGGUGACUCAGAUCAAAAAAACCAAUAUGGCAGCCUUUCUUCCUCUUUUGUCCUUGGGGCGAGGAGGGAGGCUAUUUUGGAACCAAGAUGAGGCAAAGGCUAGUGGGUUUGCCCACUUAUGGCCAGCUUAAUCAAUUAAUUUAAUUUAACGACGAUGUGGUGCGAGACCACUCCAUCGUCAAACAAAAAAAUCGAGCUGAUGUGCACUCCGCCCAGCACUACUUUGAGAUCUCGUAAUGGGCUUAAAGCAUUGAGCUGGAGAGUAAAGGAAAUUGUUGAGAGGUUUGGGAGCGCAACUUAUAAAGACGUCGCUGAUGAGUUGCUGAGGGAGUUGCAAAGCAACCAAGGGGACGAGGACUUUAAGGACGAAAAAAACGUCAGGAGAAGGGUUUACGACGCACUUAACGUCCUGAUUGCUGCUGAAAUUUUACAAAAAAGAGGCAAAAUGGUGGAGUCCCGCAAUAAAAGUUCUUACAGACUGUGCUUUAAGUCUGAAAACUCAGAAACGUUUAUUUCUAAAAGAAAAAAACUCAAACAGCUUUUACAACAUUAUGUUGCAAUUAAAAAUUUAAUUGAGAGGAACAAGAAUUUGCAGAGCGCCAGCGACAGGCUAAGAUUGCCUUUUACGCUGAUCACUGUGUCCUCAGAAUCUAGUGAAGAAGUAAGAGAAAUGUAGGUUUCGAUAAAGACGAACAUUCAGAGGUCGAAAAUCCACAUUAAGUUUGAGAGUCCAAUAACUGUCAUGGAGCCUGUUGAAGUUUUAAAGGAACUUGGGCUUCACAACAAUCCUGCAGGGAUUCAUCUUGAGGCGUUGGAGCUUUGCAACUAUGCCUCGCCGAGCUAA